CAAAUAAAAUUAAAAUAAAAAAUCGUGAUAAUAUAAUAGUGAAAUCUUUUUUAUUUUGCUAAUUUUCAGGAAGCCCAAAGAAACUACAGAAUUCUGAGGACAGUAGUCCCCAUUACAUCAUCUUAGACGUCAAAUAGUGAGGGAUAAGUUCACUGUCAAAAAUAAACUCAGCGCAGCAAUUGGCUUCAUGUGGGAUGAGCUGAAAAGAGAUAUUCCAGUUGGCACACGAGUGUUGUGGGGAGCAUUUCAGAACAAUUAAUUCAAAGGCCUCCUUAGAGUCAAUCUCAACAUCAAGAGCCUUAAGUCCAAGGUCAAAAGCAAUCCUCAAUCCUCAAACCUUUAGGUUGUGUUUGGAUGGAGCUUAGAAUAAUCCUAAAGGUUUGAGAUUGCUUUUGACCUUGGACUUAAGGCUCUUGAUGUUGAGAUUGACUCUAAGGAGGCCUUUGAAUUAAUUGUUCUGAAAUGCUCCCCACAACACUCGUGUGCCAACUGGAAUAUCUCUUUUCAGCUCAUCCCACAUGAAGCCAAUUGCUGCGCUGAGUUUAUUUUUGACAGUGAACUUAUCCCUCACUAUUUGAUGUCUAAGAUGAUGUAAUGGGGACUACUGUCCUCAGAAUUCUGUAGUUUCUUUGGGCUUCCUGAAAAUUAGCAAAAUAAAAAAGAUUUCACUAUUAUAUUAUCACGAUUUUUUAUUUUAAUUUUAUUUGGGUUCCACAAACCACAAUAUCCCAUCUAUUAAUAUUUGUUUUUAUUUCCACCUAAAGUCUCUCUCACACAAGCCCUAAUUCUCUCUCUUCCUGAAACGAGUUUCUCUCAAACUCUCCUCUCCCCUCAGGCAUCAGCGCUCCUCACCGCCACACGCUUAUUUUCCAGAAAUUGGCCCAACGUAGUUUCCUAUAAAUAGGAUUAAAGUCGGGUUCUUAGCAAUGCUUGAAACCACCAAUAUGAAGCAGCCACCUCCACCGUUGUUGUUGUCGCUGGUCUUACCCGAGGAAUUGAUCAUCGAAAUUCUCCUUAAGCUUCCAGUGAGAUCCCUUCUACGAUUCAUAUGCGUAUGCAAAUCAUGGAAAACUCUUAUCGACAGUCCCCAAUUUGUGAAGGACCACCUUCGCAACUCCAUGUCAGAUACAAACAUGACCCGUCAACAAUUGGUCUCUUUUGCAAAAAAUGAAUCGAACAAAAUAGAAACAUGUUCAGUGCAGUCAUUGUUCGAAAACCCAUCAGCCCCUCCGGAAAUACUUAGCUUCAGGGUGGAGUCCAAGCACCAAUAUAUUGUAGGUUCAUGUUAUGGGCUGAUGUGUUUGUGUGAUCAUAACGGUUAUUUCAGGUUGUGGAACCCUUCUACUAGAUUGGCUUCUGUGAGAUCUCCACGCAUCAAUAUUGUGAAAUUGUUCACUCGUUAUGGCUUUGGUUAUGAUCAAGUUAAUGACAAGUACAAGGUGCUAUAUACUAGAGGCUUUGAGACUAGAGUUCAUACCUUUGGUACCAAUUGUUGGACAACUAUUCACACUUCCCCACGUGCACGGCCAGAAUGGUCAGAUGAGGAGGAAGGAAAAUUUGUGAGCGGCACUUUGAAUUGGUUAGCUCCUAAAAGAGAUUGUAUUAUUUCCUUUGAUUUGGAGAAUGAGACUUAUGAUGAAGUGUUACUCCCUCUUCAACUACAUGACGACUCUCCCCGCAAUCAUGUGCUAGAUGCCUUGAGUAACUGUCUUUGUUUGAGUUACUCUAACAAUAUUCAUUGUGCUGUGUGGUUGAUGAAAAAAUAUGGCAUUCAAGAGUCUUGGACCAAGUUGAUAUCAAUACCUCGUUGGAAGUUACAGAUUCCUAAGCGCCCUAGGUGCGUUAGGCUUUCUUUUCACCUUCGCCCCUUGUGCAUUUCAGAAAAUGUGGUGGUUCUGGUGAGAUCUAAUGAUGGUCAUGUAGUUAUGUUUAACACAAAUAAUGGCAAGUUGAAGUUUCCUAAGAUCAAGGGAAGAAUUAGUCACGAUAUGCAUAUUUACCAUGAGUGUUUAGUUUCACCAUUGUAGAGUCUUCCUAUUUUUACUUAUAUGGUUUUGAAAUUGUUUUCUUAAUAAGUAAGAACAUUUGAUCUCAUGACUCCAAUAUUACGAAAUUUAUGAGACUUAAAGUUGUUUGGGUGAACCUCAAUUAUGUAUUACCAGUGUUGUAUUCGCCUUAUA
Molecule: messenger RNA, 2180 nt
Organism: Lotus japonicus
Lineage: Eukaryota; Viridiplantae; Streptophyta; Magnoliopsida; Fabales; Fabaceae
Product: F-box/kelch-repeat protein At3g23880-like
Exons: 2
Coding region: 927-2027 (366 amino acids)
Molecular function (GO): protein binding
Source: RefSeq, a predicted model, not a curated record